GGGAAAGCACGUGAGGACAGCAGGCCCGGAACUGGCCGCCUCCCUUGGUGGGCGCUGAGGGGAGAGGAGGGCUGCAGGGGUGGGCGCAUCUGGUGGGCAAAGGGCAGCAGGACCAAGGACACCCGCAGGCAGGGCUCCGGGAACAGACGGAUUUGGAGACGAAGCCAUGGACAGCCAGCUGCAGGUGCUGGCAAUUUUGUCCCAGCAACAAGGAAAGUGAAGGAGGAGCAGACAGUCCCAGAGGGGCAGAAUUGCUAAUUCUGUUUACAACGCGCUGCUGUCAUUUUGUUGUGGAAUGUCAGAGAACUGGCUUAUUUGUGUGGACAGUGAAGAGGGAGCCAACCUUUCCGUCCUGAGGCAGGUUUCACGAGCAGGUGAACCAGUCUGGAACCCAGAUUGCCACGGGUCCUCGCUGUAAGAAGCCACAAGAGCAGGCUGUACCGAGUCUGGAGGACCCUCCGUCGAUCUCUUUGCCAGGCAAACUUGAUGCAGCUGAGUUGUCACCAUCUGUGAGACCUCGCCUGGAAGCAAGUCCUUCCCCUCGGCGGCUCCCCCAGACGUGGUCCUGAUCUCUCCCCCAAGUGACCCCCGCAGGCCUGGCUCUGGGCUCAAGCCGGGCUUGUCUGUGGGCUCUGUGGGUCAGAGUUGCAGGAAGGGCAGGGCCAUGCUCCCAGCCCUGGUGCCUCCCACAGGCCCUGUGGUGGCAGACCUGCCAUUGGCUGGCCGGGCAAGGCCUGGGCGUGAGAGGGCUCCAUGAAGGGGGCUGAGCUUGAGGCUGGAGGCCCUUCCCCUCCCCAGCCCACCCAAGGGCUCGCAAAGGGGGAUGAGAGCGAGCAGCCAGGGCUGGGCCCAGAGCCCACCGCCCCGCAGCAGUGCUUGGAGGAGGAGGAGGCCCUGAUUGAGUUCCACCGCUCCUACCGCGAGCUCUUCCAGUUCUUCUGCAACAACACCACCAUCCACGGCGCCAUCCGCCUCGUGUGCUCCAAGCACAACCGCAUGAAGACUGCCUUCUGGGCUGUGCUCUGGCUCUGCGCCUUCGGCAUGAUGUACUGGCAGUUCGGCCUGCUGUUCGGGGAGUACUUCAGCCACCCUGUCAGCCUCAGCAUCAACCUGGACUCUGACAAGCUGGUCUUCCCCGCCGUCACCGUCUGCACCCUCAAUCCCUCCAGGUACAAAGAAAUUAAAGAGCAGCUGCGGGAGCUGGAUCGCAUCACGGAGCAGACGCUCUUCGACCUGUACAAGUACAACGCCUCCAGCACCCUCCUGGCCGGUGCCCGCGGCCGGCGCGACCUCGAGGAGACCCUGCUGCACCCGUUGCAGCGAAUCCCGGUUUCACCCGGACCAGGAAGAGCGCGCAGCGCAGCCUCCAGCUUGAAGGACAACAACCCCCAGGUGGACCGGAAGGACUGGAGGAUCGGCUUCCAGCUGUGCAACCAGGACAAGUCUGACUGCUUCUACCAGACCUCGUCGUCAGGAGUGGAUGCCGUGCGGGAGUGGUACCGCUUCCACUACAUCAACAUCCUGGCGCGGCUGGCCGACACCUCGCCCUCGCUGGAGGAGGAGGCUCUGGGCAACUUCAUCUUUACCUGCCGCUUCAACCAGGCGCCCUGCACGCAGGCGAAUUACUCUCACUUCCACCACCCGAUAUACGGCAACUGCUACACUUUCAACAACAAGAAUGACUCCAGCCUCUGGAUGUCUUCCAUGCCUGGGAUCCACAACGGUCUGUCCCUGACACUGCGCACAGAGCAGAACGACUACAUUCCCCUGCUGUCCACGGUAACGGGGGCCAGGGUCACGGUGCAUGGGCAGGACGAACCAGCCUUCAUGGACGACGGGGGCUUCAACCUGCGACCUGGCGUGGAGACCUCCAUCAGCAUGCGGAAGGAAGCCUUGCACAGACUCGGGGGCGAUUACGGAGACUGCACACAGGACGGCAGCGACGUCCCGGUCCAGAACCUGUACCCUUCCAAGUACACACAGCAGGUGUGCAUCCACUCCUGCUUCCAGGAGAGCAUGGUGGAGAAUUGCGGCUGUGCCUACAUCUUCUACCCCAGGCCCAAGGGCGUGGAGUUCUGCGACUACAGGAACCACAGUGCCUGGGGCUACUGCUACUAUAAGCUCCAGGGGGCCUUCUCCUCCGACAGUCUGGGCUGCUUCAACAAGUGCCGGAAGCCGUGCAGUGUGACCAACUACAAGCUCUCUGCGGGUUACUCACGUUGGCCCUCGGUGGCAUCCCAGGACUGGAUCUUCCAGAUGCUGUCCCUACAGAACAACUACACCAUCAACAACAAAAGAAACGGGGUCGCCAAACUGAACAUCUUCUUCAAGGAGCUGAACUACAAAACCAACUCCGAGUCCCCGUCAGUCACGAUGGUCACCCUCCUGUCCAACCUGGGCAGCCAGUGGAGCCUGUGGUUUGGCUCCUCCGUGCUGUCCGUGGUGGAGAUGGCCGAGCUCAUCUUCGACCUCCUGGUCAUCACCUUCCUCUUGCUGCUGCGGAGGCUCCGGAGCCGCUACUGGUCGCCCGGCCGAGGGGCGGGGCCCGCGCGGGAGGCGGCCUGCACGCCUGCCCGCUUCUGUCCGCAUCCGGCCUCCCCGGACCUGGCGGCCCCCCCGCCCGCCUAUGCCACCCUCAGCGCCUGCCCCCCUCCACCGGGCUGGGCCUGUGCCCCGGGGCAGCCGUGAGGUUGGCGCCGCCCGGCCCCUAGGGCCGGUGCCUGUGGCCGUGAGGCCAGGCUCCGGGGGUGCGGACCAGUGUCCUUGUCCCGAUCGGGAGCCAGCAUUGGUGCUCGGGCCAGGAACUUCCCUAGGAAACGCCCGGCAACAGAACAAACACAGACAAGGCAGGCUCCCGGCUCCUCUCCAGCGACCACGUGGCCCCCAACUGGCCUGGCCACGCUCCCUCCGGGGACAUAGAGGCUGCUCUUGCUCUUGACCUUGGUGGGGAACCCUGCCCAAAAGCCCCCGCUCCCUUUUAGCUCUUGGGCAAUUCUCCUUCCCCGACUCCUCAGGGCAGGGGCUGGAACAGACCAAUUUGGUGAAGGUUUGGCCCUUCUCAGUCAUUCCCAGACUCCCCUGAUAGCCUCCAGCCCUCAGAGCCGUAGCCGGUGUCUCUGCCCUGAGCCCUUCAUACCUCUAGGUCUGCUCAAGCGAUUUCCUCAGCCAGGAACUUUCCCUUAUCAUCUCCUGGAGAGCUCCUAUGCAUCCCUCAGAACUCCACUCAGGCACCAUUGCUUCUAUGAAAGCCUGAUGUCACAGAACUGCUCCCACCCUUGCAUUGGACGCCAUGGCACACUGUGACGUCUGCUGGAACACUGAUGUCGCAUUCACAUUUCUGUUCAUUUCUGUCUGCUCCCGACUGUGUGGUGGGCUCCUGGUGGUGAGGGACUGAGUUUUGUUACUCACCUGUUCUCCAGGUCUGCCUGGCAUCCUGCCUGGAGCACCUAGGCAGGUGCUCAAUGAAUGUUUGUUGGUUGAAGCCCUGUCAUGGAGAGCCAGGUCGUGCUUUGAAGUGGGCUCCGAGUGGGUACCAGCCCUGGAGUCGCUGCGCCAGCUUCCAGGAGGUCGGGACGGGGAGGCUCUCGUGGAACACCCCGUGCUCCAGGGCCUCUGGAGAGGGAGGGGACCCCCCUCCCUGGGAGAGGUGCCAGCUCCGAGCUUAUCUGCGGGCAGGCGGGGAGCAUGGCUGGCUGUGCCUCUGCCUUCCUCCGAGCUUGCUCAGUGCUUUGGCCGCUCGACCCCCCUCCCGUCUGCUGCCCUCUGGGCCAUGUUUCCUCAGAACCUCGCUGCUCAGUCGAAGAAUCCUCCACUCUCCGCUCUCCCGGGAGAAGCUGGGGUCCCGGGGGGCCAAGGGGCAUCUGAGCUCCAGCCUGCAGCCCACUCCACCUUCUAGCUCCCUUCUUUUUUUUUGGUACCGGGGAUUGAACUCGGGUCCUUGUGCUUGUGAGGCAGGCAACUGAACCACUGGGCUAAAUCCCUCGCUCCCUUCUGUUGCCUCCCCUGCUGCCCAUCUCUGUCUCAUUCUCCACUCUGCCCGAGGUGCCUCUGGGAAGGAAGGAUGCAGGAAGGGUCGUGACCCCGACUUGAGGCCUCCAAUUCCCUCUCCUUGAUUCUCGCCGAUGGGGGAAAUGGUGCUGUCCCCUGCCUGCCCCCGUCCAUCAGAGCCCUCAGGUGUGCCCAGCCUGUGCCUCAGCCUCUCCCUGCAGGGAGGGGGACCAGGUGGACAGAGCGGGUCAGCCCGAUCACCUGCAAGCCCCCCUCAGUCUCAUGCUGCCUGCCCUGUCUGUGGUUCUCCUAGGACUUGGGUCCCAGCUUCCUUAUCGGGUUAGUGGGUGGAGUGGCUGGCCCAUGUCCUGCUCUGACAGAACCAGCUGGAACCGGGUCUCCCGUGACCGUGACUGUGACUCGCCCUGCCUCUCUGGGAAGGGUGGGGUCCUGAUGAUAAGGUGGGGCGAGAACCCACGUCACCUGGGCUGAGCCAGUGCCCUCUCAGGUUCAGUGUGCACCUGUGUGUGUGUGUUGGCGCUCAUGUGCCUGUGUGAGGCAUGAGGGGGCAAGACUUGCUCUGAAGCUUUUUUGUGUGGUCCUGAGGAUCAAACCUAGAGGGCCUCUACUACUGAGCUCUGGCCCCAGCCCUUCUCAGUUUUAAUUUUGAAACAGUCUCACUAUGUGGCCCAGAUUGGCCUGGAACUUUCAAUCCUCCUGCCUCAGCCUCCCCAGGAGCAGGAAUUAUAGCCCUGCACCACCACACCCAGCUUUCGACCUCUUCAUUGGCUCCGAGAGCCCAGGAGCCAACUCUGUCCUCCCAUCUGGGCCCUCUUGUCUCCAUCGCUUCGCCCAUCCAACCCCACCACCAUUUUUCCUACUCUUGGAGGGAUUAUGAUCUUCUGCAGGAAACUAGCUAGGUUUUCUUGAUUGUUUUUCCUGGUAUCGAGGCCAGGGCCUUGUGUGUCCUCAGCAAGCACUCUGCCAUCGAGCUACGCCCUGCCCAAAGCAAGCCAGCUCUUCACCCCACGUCUGAGUGCUCUUCACCACCAACUGUGUCAAAGCUUUAAAGUUAGUGCUGGGGAUUUAGCUCAGUGGUUUCGCUGCCUGCUGCGCAAGUGCAAGGAUCUGAGUUCAAUCCCUGGUACCAAAAAAAAAAAAAGCUUUAAAUUUAGCAAAUCGGCAUUGAAUCCUAAUUGUGGAGAGAAGUUCUUUCAUCCCAGGCUGUGGCUAAGGGCUUGCUUUGGCAGCUUGUACAGACUACUCUAAAUUCCUCAUAACACUAAACAUGGGAAAUCGAAGUGGUUAUUAGUAUGAACUAUUAAUAUUGCUAGCCCUUGUCGAAUGUUUAAUGCAUGGUUGCUAAAUACUUUAUGUGCAUUUAAUUAUCCAACCAGCUCUGUGAGAGGUGCUAGCAUGUUGGCACAUUUCCCGUUUUUAAUUCUCUUUGUCUGCCUACCAUCUCUAUCUAUCUAUCAACCGUUUAUCCUCUAACCUGUGGUGCUAGGGUUGAGCCAAGACCUGGUGCUUGCUGGGCAUGGGCUGGCCCUGAGCCUCUCAUUUUCUUAGCUGAGGGGCCUGAGGUUCUCCCAGCCUCUUCACAGGACACACUGGCUAUUCGAGUGGCCCUGCUCUUCCAGAGCUUGGUCUGGGGUCCACUCCCCUCGCCUGCCUUCCUGUGGUUGGUGGCAGCCCCCUCCUCUGUGAGUCCUUCCACAGCCCCAGGUCUUCAGAAGCUUUGGGCUGGGCUGGGCUGGGCUGAAGUCAGCCCGGGCAGGGCACCUAGGCUCCAUCAGAGACCCAGGUUCUACCCAAGCAGGUGCCUGGGGAAUCCCAGAGGGGAGACCAAGAAAACCAGGGGUGGACUCGGGGCUGGAGGUCAGCUGUAGCUCAAAGGGAGAGAGGCAGGAGCUCUGGUCCCAAGCCUGAAGCCCUAGGCCUCUGCUCCGCUGGUCUUCCUGCUUUUCUCACGGCCUUGGCCUUGAGUUGGGGAUGGGUACAGCGAGUGAAUGUGGGGCCGGUGUUGUAGAAUUCGCCUGGGAGGAAGCUGCUCAGGCAGAGACGCCACCGAUGCCCACCCCUGAUGGGAGCUGCGGCUGGGAGUCUCACUGUGGAGGGACUGGGAACUAGGAAUUGGGGCUUCUCUGUUGGGCCUCUCGGGGCCUCCCCAAAGCCAGAGGGCUGUAGUAAAUUCUCUCCAGGGGCA
Molecule: messenger RNA, 6193 nt
Organism: Heterocephalus glaber (naked mole-rat)
Lineage: Eukaryota; Metazoa; Chordata; Mammalia; Rodentia; Bathyergidae
Source: RefSeq, a predicted model, not a curated record